AUGCGAUUCCGCGACAGAACUAAUACCACGUACGAGAAAGAUGAGGAGAAGCCACCGCAAGAAGUUGGGUUGCGCGAUCGCAUCGUGCAUUUCACAUGGCCAUGGUUCGCAUGUACGAUGUCAACAGGAUCAUUGGCUGUAGUCCUUGGGAACACCCCAAACAGGUUUACCGGCCUGGAAACCAUCGGCAAGGUGGUCUUCAUCUUCGACCUCGUACUCUUCAUCAUAUUCAACAUCUGCAUGUUCGCGCGGUUCCUCCUUGUCCCUCGCAAGCUACUCGGAUCGUUACACCACCCAGUUGAGGGUCUGUUCUUCGGCACGUACUGGGUGUCAGUCGCCCUCAUACUCAACUGCAUUUACAUUUAUGGCAACACGUCGACUGGGGCAUGGCUCACGAAAACUCUCGAAAUUUUGUACUGGAUGUACUGCGCCGCUGCUUUCCUCGUCGGUGUCAUCCAGUAUUCGCUCUUCUUCCGUCUCGAACGCCUCAACGUUGGCGACGCUGUGCCUGCUUGGAUUUUCCCAAUAUACCCUUUGCUUGUCGUGGGCACCCUGGCUGGUACUAUACUUCCAUCCCAACCUGAGACGCCCAGUUGGAAGAUAUUCGUCGGAGCUAUACAUUUUCAAGGACUCGCAUGGGUUGUUUCUUUCCUGCUGUAUGCGCUAUACAUGCAGCGCCUGAUGACCAGUUCUUUGCCGUCUCCCACUACCCGACCUGGGAUGUACGUAUCUGUUGGUCCAGCUGGUUACACCGCCGCUGGUCUCAUCUCCCUCGCGAACCAAGCACCGUCGCUUAUCGCCGCAAACUACUUUACGAACACUGUAGUCCCAGACGGCGAGAUUGUACGCAUCAUAGGCAUUAUGGCAGGCCUUUUCAUCAUAUUGUUCGCAUACUGGUUCUUCAUCAUAACAACCAUCGCUGUCAUAGUGGGAAUGCGUAGAAUGUCCUUCUCGCUGAACUGGUGGGCGUUCAUCUUUCCCAACGCAGGACUUACGCUUGCAACGAUACAAGUAGGGAAAGUACUACACAGUGAAGCUAUUAACGGUGUUGCGAGCGCUUUGACCGUUCUACUGGUCAUCAUGUGGUUCGUCACGGCAGUCUUUUGCAUUCGUGCCGUAUACCUCGGACAGGUCUUGUGGCCUGGAAAGGACGAAGACAAGACCAUGUCCAGAUUAGCCUGGGGUUGGCAGGGCAACAGGGACAACCCUGAAGCUGGCAAGAUCAGGCCAUAG
Alternaria alternata is the source of this 1233-nucleotide messenger RNA. RefSeq lists its product as hypothetical. The record is from RefSeq and is a predicted model, not a curated record. Gene Ontology annotation, molecular function: malate transmembrane transporter activity. Bases 1 to 1233 code for a protein of 410 amino acids. Gene Ontology annotation, cellular component: membrane. Lineage: Eukaryota; Fungi; Ascomycota; Dothideomycetes; Pleosporales; Pleosporaceae. Gene Ontology annotation, biological process: malate transmembrane transport. The transcript has 3 exons.